This is a messenger RNA of Haliaeetus leucocephalus (bald eagle), 3672 nucleotides long. It is a transcript of the gene NFE2L1, whose product is annotated as nuclear factor, erythroid 2-like 1. The transcript is spliced from 6 exons. The record is from RefSeq and is a predicted model, not a curated record. Bases 704 to 3013 code for a protein of 769 amino acids. Gene Ontology annotation, molecular function: RNA polymerase II cis-regulatory region sequence-specific DNA binding; DNA-binding transcription factor activity, RNA polymerase II-specific. Lineage: Eukaryota; Metazoa; Chordata; Aves; Accipitriformes; Accipitridae. Gene Ontology annotation, cellular component: nucleus. Gene Ontology annotation, biological process: regulation of transcription by RNA polymerase II.
GGCUUUGGUGGCUCCUCCCGGGUACCGGGAGCCGCCCCGCCGGGUUGGGGAUGGGGAAAGGGGGGGGGGUGGCCCGGGAGGGGCGAGACCGGGAGUUCCCGUUGGCCAGGGAUGCUUUGCCGGUGGUGGAAAACCCCUGAGGGUUUUCUUGGUUUUUUUUUUUAUUAUUAUUUGGGGAGCCGCUGGAAAGUGGGGUGAGGAGUGAAAGGGAGUCGGAGCUGGAUUCCUUCGGAGAGAGGGGAAGUUGACGCACCGGCCUAAGAAUAGCUCAGGGAGGGGAAGUAUGGACAAUAUUGUCACCAAAGGUAACCUCCGCCGGUCGUGUCAGGAGAAAAAAAAUAAAAUCAGCCUUUCUAGUGAUAUUCCCUCAGCUCUUCAGGGGUGGGAGCCCCGGGGGAACCGCCGUUUCCCGGUGUAGUAGGUCCAUGUGCAACGUUUAGGGUGGUGCCUGGUCGGCGCGUUAUCGCGUUUGCUCUCCGGUUUUAUUUCAGCCGCUGAUGAAAUUGCAGCCAGAAGCGGAGGAGUGUUUGGACCUUCCCCUGAUCGGGACCUUUGACUCGUAAAAGGUUCCUUCAAGAAGCUUCGCAGAGCAGAAGAGGGGAAGAAAGAGCAGCCGGCUGUCAGAGGGAGCAGUACCCCAUCCUGGAGCGUGGGGAAUCGGGGGGGGCGAGAGGAGUGGCUGUAUGUGGAGUUUUUGGACAAAAUGCUUUCUCUGAAGAAAUAUUUCACCGAAGGCCUCAUCCAGUUCACCAUUCUGCUCAGCUUGAUCGGUGUUCGUGUGGACGUGGACACCUACCUGAACUCACAGCUCCCACCUCUCCGAGAGAUCAUUCUUGGCCAGAGCUCUGCUUACACCCAGACCCAGUUUCACAACCUGCGUAACACCUUGGAUGGAUAUGGCAUCCACCCAAAAAGUGUAGACCUGGACUAUUACUUCACGGCUCGCAGGCUGCUCAACCAGGUGAGGGCCCUGGACAGGUUUCAGGUGCCCACCACUGAAGUCAACGCCUGGUUGGUGCACAGAGACCCCGAAGGCUCUGUGUCUGGUAGCCAGCCCAACGCCGGCAUCGCCCUAGAGAACGGCGGCGGCCUGCAGGAUGGGAGCAGCCCUGACAACGGGGUGAGAGAGAGCGGAGCUGAGCAGGGCUUUGGGGAAGAACUGGAAGAUUUGGGAGCAGUGGCUGCCCCGGUGAACGGAGACCUGACCAAAGAGGACAUCGAUUUGAUUGACAUCCUGUGGAGACAGGAUAUUGAUCUCGGCGCUGGGCGAGAGAUUUUUGACUACAGCCACCGUCAGAAAGAGAGCGAAGUGGACAAAGAGCUGAGCGAUGGGAGGGAGCGCGGGGACAGCUGGAGGAGCGGAGGGAAUGAGGUCUUGGAUAGAAACCUGCUAGUUGAUGGAGAGACCGGGGAGAGUUUCCCUGCACAGGUGCCCGGUGCGGAGGAUCAGACAGCCCUGUCCCUGGAGGAGUGCCUUAGGCUGCUGGAGGCCACCUUCCCUUUCGGGGAGAAUUCGGAGUUUCCAGCUGCGGAUGUCUCCACCCUGAGUGAAGCCGUGCCCGGCGAGAGCAGGUCCACGGGCAUCCAGACCAGCCUGCUGUCUCCUCUCCUCACCGAGACCGAGUCGCCCUUCGAUCUGGAGCAGCAGUGGCAGGACCUCAUGUCUAUCAUGGAAAUGCAGGCUAUGGAAGUGAACAACACAACUGCUGAAAACCUGUACAACGGCACGAGCGGAGACCUGCUGACUUCUAACUACAGCCUCGCUCCGAACACUCCCAUCAAUCAGAAUGUCAGCCUGCAUCAGGCCUCUCUGGGUAGCUGCUCACAGGACUUCUCCCUCUUCAGCUCAGAAAUCGAAAGCCCCUCUAUGGCUGGCAGCUCGGCCCUGCUCCAGCUGGCGCCGGACAACUCCACCGGCCUCAACACCACUUUCGGCUCCACCAACUUGAGCGGCAUCUUCUUCCCUCCGCAGUUGAACAGCACAGUCAACGAGACGGCUGGCCCCGAGCUGCCAGACCCGCUGGGAGGUCUUCUAGAUGAAGCCAUGCUUGAUGAGAUCAGCUUGAUGGACUUGGCGAUUGAAGAAGGUUUCAACCCGGUGCAGGCCUCGCAGCUGGAAGAGGAGUUUGAUUCCGACUCAGGUCUUUCUCUGGAUUCUGGCCACAGUCCUGCUUCUCUGAGCAGCUCAGAAGCCUCCUCUUCCUCCUCCUCGUCCUCUUCGUCCUCAUCCUCUUCCUCCUCCUCGUUUUCUGAGGAAGGAGCUGUCGGCUACAGCUCAGACUCUGAAAACGUGGACUUUGAAGAAGCAGAAGGGGCGGUUGGAUACCAGCCAGAGUACAGCAAGUUCUGCCGCAUGAGCUACCAGGACCCAUCGCAGCUCCAUUACUUGCCUUACCUGGAGCACGUUGGCCACAACCACACCUAUAACAUGGCGCCAGGGGCCCUGGAUCCCGAGGAGCCCAAACUGCCCAGCGCGGGGAAGAAGAGCAGCAAAGAGAAGCCGUCCGAGUUCCUGGACAAGCAGAUGAGCAGGGACGAGCAUCGAGCCAGAGCCAUGAAGAUCCCUUUCACCAACGACAAGAUCAUCAACCUGCCUGUGGAGGAGUUCAAUGAGCUCCUCUCCAAGUACCAGCUCAGCGAGGCGCAGCUGAGCCUGAUCCGCGACAUCAGGAGGCGAGGCAAGAACAAGAUGGCUGCCCAGAACUGCCGCAAGAGGAAACUGGACACCAUCCUGAACUUGGAACGGGACGUCGAGGACUUGCAACGGGACAAGUCCAAACUGCUCAGGGAGAAGGUAGAAUUCCUCAAAUCCAUCCGCCAGAUGAAGCAAAAGGUGCAGAACCUCUACCAGGAAGUGUUCGGCCGCCUGCGGGACGAGAACGGCCAGCCCUACUCCCCCAGCCAGUACGCCCUGCAGUACGCCAGCGAUGGCAGCGUCAUUUUGAUACCUCGCGCCGUGGCUGACCAGCAGGCCCGGCGGCAGGAGAGGAAACAGAAAGACCGGAGGAAGUGAAGGGACGGCGACGCGGGAGGAGUGGGACACUCGCUCAAGUGAGAACUGGAGAAGGGCUGAGCCUGGAAGUACUUAGAGGAACUUUCAUGCCUUCUUAUCCGAUAUAUCUUCUCAAAAAAAAAACGUGACUGCUGCCGGUCAGUGUACGGGAGAGACUGCGGGACCUGCAGGCUGAGUUUUGAGGGCUCCCUGCGGGGAGGGACGGGGAGAAGUGGACCCUGCACUGGCGAGCCCGGCGCCUUCCACAACCUGGAAUCCUUUGAGCGCAGGAAAUGAGCUGGCAUCACUGGUGGUGAGAUUGGCAGAGGUGGAAAAACUACUGUUAGGAACUGGCUUUAAAUAAGAAAAGAGAUUUAAGCAAACGAACUUAAAACAAGUUAUAGGAGAGACAUUUUUUCUGAACUUCCAAAGUUCUGUGAUUUCAGGUAGUUGGGGUUUUUUUUUUUCUUGGUUUUUUUUUUUUUUUCCUGAACCAGUUUUGACAUCGGUGUGUGUGAUUCAAUCUGACUUAAUUCCAGAUUAACCAAUGUCCCUUCCUAGAUCAGACCAGUGCACACAUGGAAACACAAGUGGUGUGACUUCCAUUAACCCUUUCCAGCCUGAGGAAGCUCAGAGGGGGCUCCCGGGAGAACUGUUACUGUAUGUGUGGAGGAGCUGCG